AUGGCCAAAUCAUCGAGCCCGCCCAUGUUCCCAACCCCUUCCGCUUCCCAGGAAGAAGUAGAUGCCUUCUUACAUGAAUGGGUAGCAGCUCGCUGGCAGGUACCGGUCUCCAGCCAACGAGUCAGGGAUGUUUCAUUUCGCUUCAAGGGGACAGGCUCCACGCUUUAUUCGCUUUCACAGGAAGAAAUGCGGGCUUUAAUGGGGAAUACAGCGCUGGGGGAUGUUCUAUAUUUCUCCCUGUGCUAUGAUUCUCCCUACGGGAGUGCAACGAGAGGCAAAUACGCCUCUGUCGUCUCUGGGCUUUCGAACGCUGCCAGGUCCCUGGGGCCAUUCAUCCAGAGUCCUUCUUCUUCAUCGUCAUCAUCCUCGUCGGCAUCAGCGUCGACGUCGUCUACUUCGAUAGACGAGCCAUAUACUAAGCCAACGCCACCAGCGAUAAGUUGGAGCUCGUUGCCGAUCCGCUGUCUUUCGGAGAAGCCUGGUGCUCAGUACCUUAAUAAGUUCUAUGUGAAGUAG
Nannizzia gypsea CBS 118893 is the source of this 516-nucleotide messenger RNA. RefSeq lists its product as hypothetical. The transcript has 2 exons. The record is from RefSeq and is a predicted model, not a curated record. Lineage: Eukaryota; Fungi; Ascomycota; Eurotiomycetes; Onygenales; Arthrodermataceae. The coding region runs from base 1 to 516 and encodes 171 amino acids.